AUGCCUAUGAGUGACUUUAUUUCCCUUGUGCUCACGCAAAUUGUGGAGCAUCCAUUUCACAUUCUCAUUGAAAUUGUGUUUACCGCCGCCCUCACCGUUGCUCUUUGGAGGAAGCAGGCGCGGCGGAGGAAAAAUCAUUCGAAAGCAGCCGCUUUUGAAAUGCCAUCACUGGAGGAGCAGGAGCUUCGCAUCGCGCAGUUUCAAUCCCAAAUGUUUCGUGCCGACUGCAAAACGACUUCCAACGCCGUGGUGCCCAAUGCAUUGGGGACGGCGGAGGUGGACUCCAGGGAGGGUUGUUACGUUACCAUUCGGAACGUGUCCGAUGGGAGCCUUUUGCGGUGCAUCGACUUUGCGACGGAGGACUUUCAUUCUUUUUCGACCCAUCCUACUGUGCUGGAGGUGGCACGGAAGACGGUGAUGGCUUAUGGCGUUGGAAGUUGUGGACCCCGUGGAUUCUACGGCACCAUCAAACCCCACAUGGACGCUGAAAGAGAUUUGGCAAAGUUUCUUGGUGUGGAGGAUGCUAUCAUUUGCAGUCUUUCGUUUGCAACAGUCUCAACCAUCAUCUCAUGCUUUGCAGGGAGGGGGGAGUACAUUAUUUUGGACGAUGGUGUUAAUUUGGCUGUUGCAGACGGCUGCACGUUGUCCCGCGCCACCGUUCACAAGUACCGCCACAACGAUAUGACACAUCUUGAAUCUCUUUUAAAAAAAGUUGCGGAGACGGAGAUUGCCGCCAAAAAAUUGUCUCGACGCUUCGUUGUUACAGAAGGCCUUUUUAUGAACAGCGGUGACAUCUGCAAUCUGCCACGAAUACUUGAACUGUGCCACACAUUCAAAUUUCGCCUUAUUUUGGAGGACAGUUAUGGGUUUGGCUCUCUGGGCCCAACGGGCCGCGGAACGCACGAGCAUUUUGGUAUUCCAGCAACCAGUAUUGAUUUGUAUGUGGGAAGCCUGAGCACUUCUUUAGGCGCUGUUGGGGGAUUCUGUGCCGGGACGCGAAAGUUAGUUGAUCAUCAGCGUCUUGCCGCGUCGGCGUAUGUUUUUUCAGCAUCCUUACCACCUUACAUCACGGCUGCCGUUUCCAUGGCACUGACCAUUCUGCAUGAAGACCACACAUACCCUGAGAAGCUGCAAUCUAAUGCGAAGUUGUUUCGCGAGGCCCUUCGGCAAGCCAGAUUCAAUUCAGACAAGAUACGCUUGCUGGAGUGCGAAGGUGACGUGUCUCCGAUUCUGGUUCUACGGCCCACCGAGGCCUAUUUAAAGGAGCACUCUCAGAGUGUGGAAAUAGAGCUGGAGCAAGUUGUUCAGGCGGCAAGGAAAAUGAAGGUGAUGCUGUUGCGCCAUCUUUAUUCUGCAGAUGAACAAUGUGAAAACUACCCGGCGCUGCGGAUCCUUGUGAAGGGAAAGGCAAACAGGGAGGAAAUUCAAAAUGCCGCCAAAGUUGUGGUCGACGCUGUCAAGACUGUUUUUCCGUGA
Molecule: messenger RNA, 1476 nt
Organism: Trypanosoma cruzi
Lineage: Eukaryota; Euglenozoa; Kinetoplastea; Trypanosomatida; Trypanosomatidae
Product: serine-palmitoyl-CoA transferase, putative
Exons: 1
Coding region: 1-1476 (491 amino acids)
Biological process (GO): ceramide biosynthetic process; sphingosine biosynthetic process
Cellular component (GO): endoplasmic reticulum
Molecular function (GO): pyridoxal phosphate binding; serine C-palmitoyltransferase activity
Source: RefSeq, a predicted model, not a curated record